This is a messenger RNA of Merops nubicus (carmine bee-eater), 483 nucleotides long. It is a transcript of the gene REG4, whose product is annotated as regenerating islet-derived family, member 4. Bases 1 to 483 code for a protein of 160 amino acids. The record is from RefSeq and is a predicted model, not a curated record. NCBI's taxonomy places the organism in Eukaryota, Metazoa, Chordata, Aves, Coraciiformes, Meropidae. The transcript is spliced from 5 exons.
AUGGUGGCAGCAACCAGAUUGUACCUCCUGCUGCUGGUCUGUGUGGGGUUCCUGCAGUCAGCCGGUGCCAGGUACAUAAACUACUGCCCAAAAGGCUGGUCCUACUACAAGCUCAGCUGCUUCAGGUACUUCAGUCAGCUCCAGAGCUGGGAUGAGGCUGAGAGGCACUGCCAGGCCAGCCAUGCCGGUGCUCACCUGGCCUGGGUCAAUGAGCCUCAGGAGGCAGCCACCCUGCAGAGGGUCAUCUCCUACUACCAGCGUGUGCAGCCCGUCUGGCUCGGUCUCCGCUAUGGGCAGGAGAGCCGGGUCUGGCAGUGGACGAGUGGGGACAACUACAGCAUCAGCAGCAGUGGCCUGGCUGGGAAUGGUGCCCACGGGGGGACCUGUGGUGUGCUGACACACCUCAGUGGGUUCACCGUGUGGUCCAGCGCCGACUGCACCCAGCAGCAUCAUUACAUCUGCAAGUUCACCCCCUCGCACUGA